AUGUGGAAGGUGAUGGUGAUUCCGUCGACGGAGAAGAGGUUUCUGCAACGGAAUCGUCUCGAAAAAGGCAAUCUUUACGGUUUCUAUUGCCGGAAUCGAGGUUUCUCUGGUGGGACUUAUGAUAACAGAGAGAGAUUGAGAAAUGGGUUAGUCCAGGAUUUGAAGUUAGACGAUGCAAUUACCUCGACCUCAAAAGGAGUGAAGCCUGAUGUUGUAACAUACAACAAAGUGAUCUCAGGGCUAUGUUGGAAAGGUUUAAAGGAGGAAGCGUUAAGGAAAAUAAAAGAAGACGGGCCUCUUCCGAAUAGCGUUACUUACAAUACGUUGAUCAGGGCACGCCUUAGAGAUGGUGACAAAGCCGAAUCAGCUGAACUCAUCAACGAAAUGAAGAGAUGCGGUUUUGCCGGACAUGCUUCAACCUUUGGCAUGGUCACUCAUAUGUUACAUGAUGGGAGAUUGGACAAAAGCUGUAAAGCUUUGAGGUUUCAGACAAGAGACUAUGAUGCAAACACUUGUUGUCUUGUUAACUCAAGAAUAGUACUCAAAGUCAGAGAAGCUUAG
Microthlaspi erraticum is the source of this 561-nucleotide messenger RNA. NCBI's taxonomy places the organism in Eukaryota, Viridiplantae, Streptophyta, Magnoliopsida, Brassicales, Brassicaceae. The record is from the annotation of a GenBank genome assembly.